This is a messenger RNA of Dentiscutata heterogama, 383 nucleotides long. Lineage: Eukaryota; Fungi; Glomeromycota; Glomeromycetes; Diversisporales; Gigasporaceae. The record is from the annotation of a GenBank genome assembly.
ACAAGACACAUACCAGAACUUGAACUUACGGCGAUACAGCUUCGUCACGAAGCUACUGGUGCGGAACAUUUACAUAUUGCUCGUGAUGAUGAUAAUAAUGUGUUUGGUGUGGGGUUCUCAACACCACCUAUGAAUAGUAGUGGGACUCCACAUAUUUUGGAGCAUACCACAUUAUGUGGUAGUAAAAAAUUUCCUAUACGAGAUCCUUUUUUUAAAAUGUUAAAUCGUAGCUUGGCGAAUUUCAUGAAUGCUUUUACAGCAAAUGAUUAUACAAUAUAUCCAUUUUCUACAACUCACCUAUUGGAUUAUGAAAAUUUGAGAGAUGUUUAUAUGGAUGCAACCUUUCAUCCUUAUUUAAGAGAACUAGAUUUUAAGCAAGAGGG